Molecule: messenger RNA, 2666 nt
Organism: Rhinolophus ferrumequinum (greater horseshoe bat)
Lineage: Eukaryota; Metazoa; Chordata; Mammalia; Chiroptera; Rhinolophidae
Gene: INTS12
Product: integrator complex subunit 12
Exons: 7
Coding region: 123-1511 (462 amino acids)
Biological process (GO): snRNA 3'-end processing
Cellular component (GO): integrator complex
Source: RefSeq, a predicted model, not a curated record
GCGCAGAGAAAGUUUUCCCCCACGACUCUGCUGCGGGAACCUCUCAGAGCGGACUGGUGCCGGGACCGGUUCGGAAGGGGCUACGGGAACCUACGGAGUAGCGGGGCGGAGCGGUGUUUGCAAUGGCUGCUACUGUAAACUUGGAACUCGAUCCCAUUUUUUUGAAAGCACUAGGCUUCUUACAUUCAAAGAGUAAGGAUUCUGCUGAAAAGCUAAAAGCGUUACUUGAUGAAUCUUUGGCUCGGGGCAUUGAUUCAAGUUACCGUCCAUCUCAAAAGGAUGUAGAGCCACCCAAAAUUGCAAGCACAAAAACUGUUCCCAUUAAGCAAGAGCCCAAAACAUCAUCCAGUCUUCCUUCUGGCAAUAAUAAUGGCAAGGUUCUCACAACUGAAAAGGUAAAGAAGGAAGCUGAAAAGAGACCUGCUGAUAAAACAAAAUCAGACAUCACUGAAGGAGUGGAUAUUCCAAAGAAACCUAGAUUGGAGAAACCAGAGACACGGUCCUCUCCCAUUACUGUCCAAACCAGCAAGGAUUUAGCUAUGGCUGACCUUUCCAGUUUUGAGGAGACGAGUGCUGAUGAUUUUGCCAUGGAGAUGGGCUUGGCCUGUGUUGUUUGCAGGCAAAUGACAGUGGCAUCUGGUAAUCAAUUAGUAGAAUGUCAGGAGUGCCAUAAUCUCUACCAUCAAGAUUGCCAUAAGCCCCAGGUGACAGACAAGGAGGUGAAUGACCCUCGCCUUGUGUGGUAUUGUGCCCGAUGUACCAGACAAAUGAAAAGAAUGGCUCAAAAGACGCAGAAACCACCACAGAAACCCGCCCCCACAGUUGUUUCUGUAGCUCCCGCUGUCAAAGAUCCGCUGGUGAAGAAACCAGACACUAAACUCAAACAAGAGACUACUUUUCUGGCAUUUAAGAGAACGGAAGUCAAGACAUCUGCAGUUAUAUCAGGAAAUUCCUCUAGUACCAGUGUUUCCUCUUCAGGAACUAGUGGUCUAACUGGAUGGGCAGCUUUUGGAGCCAAAACUUCUUCUGCUGGUCCAUCAACUGCAAAAUUGAGUUCAACAACCCAAAACAAUAGCGGGAAGCCUGCUACCUCAUCAGCUAACCAGAAGCCCGUGGGUUUGACUAGUCUGGCCACAUCAUCCAAAGGUGGAAUAGGUCCCAAAAUAGGUUCCAGUAACAACACCUCACCUACUGUGCCGUUGAAACCACCUCCACCUCUAACUUUGGGCAAAACUAGCCUUAGUCGUUCAGUUAGUUGUGACAAUGUUAGCAAAGCAGGUCUUCCUAGUCCAAGUAGUUUAGUUCCAGGAAGCAGCAGCCAACUAAGUGGGAAUGGAAAUAGCGGAACUUCAGGCCCUAGUGGAAGUACCACCAGCAAAACCACUUCAGAAUCGAGCAGUUCUCCCUCGACAUCCCUCAAAGGUCCAACUUCACAAGAAUCACAGCUCAAUGCUAUGAAGCGAUUACAGAUGGUCAAGAAGAAAGCUGCCCAAAAGAAACUCAAGAAGUAAUGUGGCCAAGUAGGUUUUUAUAUCACAUUGCCCUAAAGAUUAAAAUCUUAUUAUUAGGACAUAAACUGUAAUAUACUAUAGUUUAAUAAAAAUCUUCAUAAUGAAAUUUCUAUUAUUUCUUACGUUAAAAUGCUACAUAAUGUUUAGCAAAACUUGGAAAUCUUUUUUUAAAUCUGUUUAAGUUUUAUUUUAACAAUUUCCAUAGUGUGUGAAAUUGAUUAGAAUGACUAAUUCUUGAUGACAACUUCUAGAAUCCCAGAAGAUUGGUAGCAUAUGUGAAUUAAAAAACAAACAAAAAAAGCAAUAGUUUGUCUUCUAACUAAGCCCUAAGAAUCGAUCCUGCUGAAUAAGUCACCUUACCAGGUGGCAGGGAUAACCCAUUAUAAAGUUUUCUACUUUCCUCCCAAUAUUCUGGAUGUCUAGUGUCAGUCCCCACCUCAUUUCAAUUGAUUCGCCCUUCCCCCGAAGUGUUUCAUCUCCCCUUUCUCAAAAUUUAAUAAUUGAUUUCUGACACCCCUAUUAUUAUAUCUUUACCCUUUUUUAUCACCUCAUAUCAAUUAUUUAUGUCUUCCAAUAGACUGUGAACUACCAUGCCCUUUUAAAGCAAUAUUUUUUCUCACAUUGCCCACUUUUCCUUACAUUGCCAAUGUAACAUAUGCACAUAGUAUAUACUUAAUAAAGGUUGAAUUUGAUUUAUCCUGGGGUUAUACAGUUUCCUGAGAAUUCUUGAGAAAAAUAACCAAUCCAAGAGUCUGUGGAUGCAAAAUUUCUGUUUACGUACUGAUAGCUUCUUCCUAUGCCAUGAAAAAUAAGGCUGGUUUAUUUGUAUUGCCCAAAAAUGUUAUAGUAGUUUAUCUAAUUUUAAUUAACUUUGUAUAAAAGAAGCUCUUAUAUAAUUCUUGAGAUUGUUUAGAAGUAUGUAUAUGUACAUUGUUAGGUCAAAAAGUUUGAAGGGUCUGAGGUGUUGCCUUUCUUUCAAGCUAGCAAAUGAGCCUGCUAUUGUUUUACAUACAUAUUCUGACAGAAGACAUGAGACUUUCUGGAUCAGAGAAACAGUUUAUUACUCACAGCAAAAUGCAGCAGCCAUUUGGUACUUUGUGAAUAUCUCAUUUCACUCAGAAACUGGAAGUCCAAUAAAUUCCCACGUUCACUAGA